GGACCUUGCUUUUCAUCCUUUUGGUGUGGUUUCUUGUACUUAGAAACAGUUAAGCCCAGAACAAUUUCAAAUGGCGGAUGAGAAUUGGGGCAAUGACCCUGACUGGUCUCUGCCUUUGCAGACCUUCGAAUCUAUUCUGGGCAUAGGUGGAACUGCUGGCCUGAACUCGGGGACUGGAAAUGAUGAGACGCAAGUCGAUCUAUUCCCACUCGUGUUUAACCACAACAACACAAAUGGAAACCAAGACAUUGACAACAACAACAACAGCAACAGCAACACUCUUGAGGUCCUUGGAUUGAACGCAUUCGGGGGGCCAGUGGCAGAAAACAACCAGCUCUUCAGGGAAGGACCUGCUGCGGCGUCUCAACUCGACACCUCUACUGGAACAGCCCCUGCUAGUGAUCUUCCAACUCCGGUCCCUGGCCAGACCAGUCUUGAGGCAAACAGCUCUCCGUCCUUUGUGCAGAAUCCCAGAUCUAGCCCCUCGUAUCUCUUUUCGAGCGAGGUUACCCCUGGCGUUUGGGGAAUCCCUGGCUUUAGCAACGGUGGCACUGGAGCCCAAAGCUCUUUGGAUUUUCCAAACUUUGACAACGGGGCUUCAGGCUACAUGGAUUCUUUGUCUACUGCUGCCCAGGCUCCUCCUGUCAAUUAUGACCAGGGAAAAGCAUUGUAUCCUGCUGACAUCUUUGGUGACUUCGCUUCUGUACCAACUGGUUCCGCUGGCCCUUCUCAUGAUUCAGUUACUAUUACUCAAGGAGUGACUGAUUCUCAGGGAGCAGCUUUUCCCCAGGGACAGGGUCUCUCCGUUAUUUCUCAUGGCCCAGCUCCUGUCGUUCAAGGUCUAAAUGGCAAUGCUCAAAGCGCAGGUCAUUACCAUCAAGACCCAGAUUUUAUCCAUGGUCCAGCGGUUGCUGCUCAUGACGCAGCUCAGUCUCAGGGCUUAUCUUCUACCGCACAGAGACCUGCUUUCAUCCGUGGCCUAGCUGGCAUUUCUCAAGGGACAGCUCAUUCUCGGGUCCCAGCCCGUGCAGUAGAAGGAUCAGCUUUUACUGCUCAGGGUCCUAUUGCCCCCGCCCCAGUUGUCCGUACUCCAGCUUUCAUGCCGCCAGCAUUGAAUGCUCCAGCACAGACUGCCAUCCUUCCCACGCCAACCAUUUCUGCUAUUCCUGCUGCACAAGGUUUCCAACCCAUGCAGUUUGCCGUACCUGUCGAUGACGAAGACGAAGUUCUCCCUGAGUUUCAGGAAGAAAUGGCAACUCUUAUGCACCCAGAGAUAAAUAUGUGUGAUAUGCAGACCCAUUUUUCAUCUCUUGGGGAAGCAAGAGCCUUUAUUAAUCACAAGACUGUCCCCGGCCCAGAUCCCACCAUUCCGCAUACUGAUGAGCAGAAGAGGGCUAUUGUUAAAGCCAUGUACAACCAUAUGAUGUCCACUAGAAGGGCACUAGAUAACCGUGGAAUGGUAAAGCCUUUUGAGUAUGGCAAAUACUCCAGCACUCGAGCCGAGAUCGCAUGUUGGGAGAUUCUGGAAGCCACUAUUGCUCGCCAUUUAUUUGGCCCUCUUCUUCACGAGAAGCGCAAACAGACAGGAAAUAUGAACACAUUCGCCAGGAGAAUGGCUGCGAUCAUGGAGUCUCUGGAGUUUCGAAAAACCAUUUGCAAGCACCUCCUCGACCAGCCAUACAUCUGCCAAUUUGUUGAUGAUCCCAAGGGCUCUCAAAAGCGCGUCAUGUCAAACAAAAUGUUGAAUGCGCGCAAGGGUGAAGUUAUGCGUGCUGGGAAACAAGCUCUGGGCGCUGGAAGGGCCACCAGGAGACAGUCUCAGCCCGACACCCAACCCCAGCAGCCAGCCAAUCAACCGGAAGAUCAAGUGAAGCGCGAGGAAGAUUGCGUUCAGAGUGCCAUUGCAAGUGCAACAACUGCUGAAGGGUACAGGCCUCUCGCACCCAAGCCCCAGCGCCAAGAGAGAAUGAGAGCACAAACAAUGGAGGCACCUCAUUGGGGCGAAUAUCCAACGACUCUCUCGGGUGUAGGCCCUUCAAGGAUGGCUGCGCCCUCUACUACUCGCAGAGUGGUCGAUGACCGUUCCGAGAGACGUUACCCUCAGCCCACUAUGCAUCAUCGCUUCGCUCCGCAAGCACCCACCCAAGCACCCGCCCAGCCUAUUCAUCCCAGCAUUGCGGGCCAGGAAUUUAGCCACCAUCACCCUCAAAUCGGCCAGGCCACACGUCGUCUCACUGCACCAACUUCCCAUUCCAGCAUGGGCGGAUACCCGAUGAACCCCCAGCCUCUCACUCGCAGCAGAUCGGAUAACAUUGGCUCCUUGACGGGCAUCGUCCCACGGAACUCUAUCGGACUAAAUGUGAUCAAUUCAGGAUAUCCAGCUGGGUUCCAGCAAGGUGAUCACCAGAACAUCCUUCCAAACGGCGUCUUAGGCACCCGCAAGCGCCGCAGCCCUGACACCGGUUUCCACGAGUCUUCGCCAGAGAAAAGAAUCCGGUAG
This is a messenger RNA of Aspergillus ochraceoroseus IBT 24754, 2500 nucleotides long. RefSeq lists its product as uncharacterized. The record is from RefSeq and is a predicted model, not a curated record. The transcript has 4 exons. The coding region runs from base 71 to 2500 and encodes 809 amino acids. NCBI's taxonomy places the organism in Eukaryota, Fungi, Ascomycota, Eurotiomycetes, Eurotiales, Aspergillaceae.